AUGGAGAUCAACGAGCAAAAUCUCGAGGCGUUGGCAACUCAUCUACGUAAAACUUUAUCACCUAAUGGUGAUGAGCGAGCUGAAGCUGAAAGAACUUUGAAACAAAUCGAACGAAACGAGAAUUACUCGUCUCUUCUUCUCGCCCUCUGUGAACGUCCGACAAUUCCCGAUGACAUUCGCCGAGCAUCUGUAAUAACAUUUAAAAAUUUCGUUAAACGCAAUUGGCCGUCACUAGAUCCGACAUCCUCAACAACAAAUCCCAUCUCAAUUCGUGAUCGAAAUCAUAUCAAAGAACAUAUCAUUGAAUUAAUGACUCGAUCGCCUGAGCACAUUCAACAGCAAUUAUCUGAUGCGAUCACAGUCAUCGGUAAAUGUGAUUUCCCUGACCAAUGGCCAACGUUACUUGAUACAAUGGUUCGAUUAUUUCAACAGCCAGCAACACAGAACUCAUUUCAAGCUAUAAAUGGUAUUUUGAAAACGGCUCAUUCGCUUUUCGAACGAUACCGAUAUGAGCAGAAAUCCGAUGAAUUGUGGUUAGAAAUCAAAUUAGUUCUCGAAAAGUUCGCACCAGCUUUUACUGAAUUAUUCAAAUCAUUAAUGGCAUAUUAUCCCCAAAGAGAAUUAGAUUUUGUAGAAAUGAAAAAUAUUUUUGAUUCAUUACACGUAUCAAUCAAGAUCUUCUAUGAUCUCAAUGCUCAAGAGCUGCCAGAACAUUUCGAAGAUAAUAUCACACUUUACAUGACGCAUUUCAUGACACUAUUGGCAUAUGAUCAUUCCAAACUGCAUUCGGAUAGACAUGAUCCCGGUAUAUUAGAUCAGGUCAAAACUGAAAUCUGUCGAGCCGUUGCACUCUAUGCUGAUAACUAUAGUGAUGAAUUCAAACCAUUCGCACAACAAUUUGCAUUAGCUAUCUGGUCAUUGUUAACCCAGUUAAAUCUUUCGCCAGCAUUUGAUGAACUCGUGGGCACAGCAAUGAAGUUCCUGUCGACAUUAGCUGCUCGAAGUCAUCAUUGUAGUAUGUUCGAAGGCGGUGAUACAUUGAAGAUUGUUUGUGAACAAGUGAUCUUACCGAAUCUAUCCCUGCGAGAAACGGAUUUCGAAGAAUUUGAAGAUAACGCAGAGGAAUACAUUCGAAAGGACAUCGAAAAAUCUGACUCGGCAACAAGACGUCGAGCUGCAUGUGAUUUUCUUCAAGCACUCUGUAUCUUUUUCGAAUCUCAAGUUAUUGCUAUCUAUAGUCAAUAUAUUGAGCUUAUGCAAAAGGAAUACGUACAAAAUCCAACGCAAAAUUGGUCGAAAAAGGAUACGUGUAUUUUUCUUGUGUUAGCGUUGGCUUCCAAAGGUGAAACACAGAAGUUUGGCAUUACUAAAACAAGUUCAUUCAUUAGCAUUCCGGCCUUCUAUUCCAAUAGUAUAUUACCGGAGCUUCAAAAUUCUGAUGUGAAUAAUCUUCCUUUGAUCAAGGCAGAUUGUUUGAAAUUUUUAAUUCACGUUCGAAAUCAACUUGAUCGUGACACAUUAGUGAAGUCAUUACCUGAAUGUGCACGAUAUUUGGCUUCAACGAACAUUGUGGUUCAGACAUAUGCAGCACAUGCCAUCGAACGUUUACUACUCGUUCGAUACCCAGCUGACCAGAAACAUACGGCAAUCACAAAGAAUGAUUUGGCACCUCAUGCUCAAUCAAUGUAUGAUAAUCUUUUUCGAAUAUUAACAUCGGAGAAAUCCUAUGAGAACGAAUAUGUCAUGCGAGCAGUUAUGAGAUUAUCAUCAUCACUUCACGAAUGUGUUUUGCCAUAUUUGAAUGGAUUGAUGGAUAAAUUAGUACUCAUCCUACGUCGAUCAAGUCGGAAUCCAAAUAAACCAAACUUCAAUCAUUAUCUAUUCGAAACAAUCACUGUCCUAAUUCGUACUAGUGUUUUCCAAAAUCCCGAUGUACUUAGUCAAUUUGAACAAGUUCUCUUUCCAGUAUUUACACCCAUAUUUACCGAUGAUGUUGCCGAAUUUGUUCCAUAUGUAUUACAAAUCCUUGGGUUUUUACUUGAAUCACAUCGUGCAGGUUCAACUCCAUUACCUGAAGCAUAUCGCAUGCUGUUUCAAUCAAUUCUCACUCCCACAUUUUGGGAUCGAAGUGGAAAUAUACCUGCAUUGUCAAGACUUCUCCAAGCUUAUAUCGAAAAAGCUAGUGAAACCAUUGUCUUGGAAAAACUCACUACGGUGCUCGGUAUAUUUCAACGUCUUGUUUCUCAAUCGAAAGUCCAUGAUCACGAAGGAUUUGCUAUUCUAAAUUCGUUAGUAACUCAUUUGCCACGCAUUCAUCUGGAAAACUAUUUGAAAGAUAUCUUCGUUGUCAUAUUCACACGUUUAACAAAAGCGAAAACACAAAAACUAAUCAAAUCUAUCAUUGUUUUCUUUUGUUAUUUUGUGGUUAAAUGUGGUGCUCAAGAACUUAUUACGCAGGUCGAUAAUAUUCAAGCGAAUAUGUUUCAAAUGGUAAUCGAACGUUUGUUCCUUCCCGAAUUGGCGAAGAUCGACGAAAGUGAUAAGAAACUAUGCGCAGUCGGUGUCACACAUAUUCUCUGCGAUCCAUUACCUAUGAUUACCGGUGUCUAUUUCAAUCAUUUAUGGUUACCAUUAUUGCAAGCUCUACUGCAGUUAUUCGAGUCAAGUAACGAAUUACAAACAAUGUCAGCUGCCGAGAGGAAAAAGCAACUACAAGAAGAGGCCGAGGAAGAGCUACUCGUCGGAUUGGAUGAUACGCCAGACUAUACGCCAGCUUUUUCGUGUUUGGCUUUUGCGAAAAAGCCCCAUACGGAUAUAUUCGGGUCAGGAAUACCAGAUGCUCGCUGUCAUUUAGCGAAAUGUUUACAAACAUUAACAGCCGCUCAUCCUAAUCAAUUUUUAAGUGUAAUGAGAAAUGGACUAUCGACAGAACAUUUAUCUCAUAUCCAAAAAUAUUGUGCUUUGGCUGGUGUUACACUUACAUAA
Adineta ricciae is the source of this 2985-nucleotide messenger RNA. The record is from the annotation of a GenBank genome assembly. NCBI's taxonomy places the organism in Eukaryota, Metazoa, Rotifera, Eurotatoria, Adinetida, Adinetidae.